AUUUCUCUGCCUUUAACUGCCUAAAAGAUUCUCUCCACAGCUAAGCAGCUUUCUACAAAUUUCUUCAUCUUCUUCUUGUGUCUCUCUCUUUAUCUUUAUCUUUCUAAACAGGCAUAUAUCACUCUGAUCUUACAAAAACAUUAAAAUUUCUGGGUUUCUCUGAUCUUAUAAUAUUCUUGUUCUUGAUUCUUUAAAGUCGAAUACACAUAUUACUGUUAUAUACAAAGUGAUCAUCAUGGCGGUUGUGGUGGAAGAAGGCGUGGUGUUGAAUCAUGGUGGUGAAGAGCUUGUUGAUUUGCCACCUGGUUUCAGGUUUCAUCCAACAGAUGAAGAGAUCAUUACAUACUACCUCAAGGAGAAGGUUUUAAACAGCCGGUUCACGGCUGUAGCCAUGGGUGAAGCUGAUCUCAACAAGUGCGAGCCUUGGGAUUUGCCAAAGAGGGCAAAGAUGGGGGAGAAAGAGUUCUACUUCUUCUGUCAAAGGGACAGGAAGUAUCCUACCGGGAUGAGGACAAACCGUGCCACCGAGUCCGGUUAUUGGAAAGCGACCGGCAAGGACAAGGAGAUCUUCAAAGGCAAAGGUUGUCUCGUCGGGAUGAAGAAAACACUUGUGUUUUAUAGAGGAAGAGCUCCAAGAGGUGAAAAGACUAAUUGGGUCAUGCAUGAAUAUCGUCUUGAAGGCAAAUAUUCGUAUCACAAUCUCCCCAAAUCUGCAAGGGACGAAUGGGUCGUGUGUAGGGUUUUUCACAAGAAUAAUCCUUCUACUACAAGCCAACCAAUGACGAGAAUACCCAUUGAAGAUCUCACGAGGAUGGAUUCUCUAGACAACAUUGAUCAUCUCCUAGACUUCUCAUCUCUUCCUCCUCUCAUAGAUCCGAGUUUCACGGGUCAAACCGAACAAGCCAACUUCAAACCCAUCAACCCUCCAACUUACAAUAAUAUCUCAUCAUCACCAAUCCAACCCCAUCAUUUCAAUUCGUACCAAUCAAUCUUUAACCACCAAGGUUUUGGUUCUGCUUCUGGCUCGGGCUCUACGUACAACAACGAUAUGAUCAAGAUGGAGCAAUCACUUGUUAGUGUAUCUCAAGAAACAUGCCUAAGCUCAGAUGUGAACGCGACCACGGCAGCAACCAUGGAGGUGUCUUCGGGUCCGGUAAUGAAACAAGAGAUGGGGAUGAUGGGAAUGGUGAAUGGUAGCAAGUCAUAUGAAGAUCUAUGUGACUUGAGGGGGAUCUUAUGGGACUACUAAUUAAUUAUUUAACUUUGGUGAAAGAGUAUAUUGGUUGGGAUUUAAAUCAUGUAGUUAAUACAUAUAUUAUACGUAUAUUAGGAUUUACUAGAGGAUUAAUCCUAGUUAUUUUCACUUCAUUGAUAUUAUUUAAUUAGUUGAUUGUUUAAUUAGUUUAUAAUAGUGUGUGAAAAAGGGAAAAAAAAAGAAAGGAUUGUGGUAAUUUGGGAUUUUAGUGCAUGUUAUAUCUCAAUGUAAACUGUGUUUGUAUACGUAUAAUUAGUCUGAUCAGAUGGUUUCUUCUGAUAGAGUAUUAAUUAUUAAGAUUUACUAUAUUCAUAUGGA
Capsella rubella is the source of this 1573-nucleotide messenger RNA. Its product is annotated as NAC domain-containing protein 87. The transcript is spliced from 3 exons. Gene Ontology annotation, molecular function: DNA binding. NCBI's taxonomy places the organism in Eukaryota, Viridiplantae, Streptophyta, Magnoliopsida, Brassicales, Brassicaceae. The coding region runs from base 236 to 1249 and encodes 337 amino acids. The record is from RefSeq and is a predicted model, not a curated record. Gene Ontology annotation, biological process: regulation of DNA-templated transcription.